Messenger RNA from Acyrthosiphon pisum (pea aphid), 4885 nucleotides. RefSeq lists its product as uncharacterized. Lineage: Eukaryota; Metazoa; Arthropoda; Insecta; Hemiptera; Aphididae. The transcript has 4 exons. The coding region runs from base 2687 to 4795 and encodes 702 amino acids. The record is from RefSeq and is a predicted model, not a curated record.
UUUGCCUAUUAGUGUAGCAUCCGCAGAACGCAGCUUUUCUACGCUUAGAAGGUUUGGUGCAUGUGUUUAUUAUUAGAAUAACAAAAUAGCAAGCUUUUAUAAAAUAUUUUAUCUUUGCUUACUUUUGUUGCUUUUUUUGUUAGAUUGAAAACAUGGUUAAGAUCCAAAAUGGGGCAAGAACGCUUGACUGGUUUGGCUUUGCUAAACAUACAUCAUACUAUAACUAUAUCAAUAGAUGAUGUUAUAAAUAGAUUUGCUAAUAAAAAAAAUAGAAAUAUAGAUUUUGUUUUAUAAAUAUAUUGCUUUUUUUAUCAUAUUUGUUUAACUUAUUACUUUAUAGGUUAUACAGGUGCAAUAUAAAAUUCAUUAUGUCUUGGUAAGUUUGUGUGAGUAGUUGGAUAAACUCUUAUUAAAUUCGCCCCCCCCGACAUGAACUCUCAAAUACGCCACUGUAAUAAAGUACCUAUUAUAUUUAAUAGUUUUAUAUAUUAUGUCAUGUCUGGUCUUAUCUUAAUAGCAUCAAUGACAUUGUGAACCACAAUAGAUCUAAUAGCAUCAAUGACAUUGUGAACCACAAUAGAUCUAAUUGCAUCAAUGACAUUGUGAACCACAAUAGAUCUAAUUGCAUCUACGACCUACAUUAUAUAAAGUUAAAUAUCCAAUUAAUUUGGUUUCAGCCAGGGGCGUCAUUUUUGGGGUGGUGUACCCUUACAUUUAUUUACCAAGUGUAAAUACCACUGUACACUGGUAUACACAAUUUACAAUAAAUACAUUGAAAGUACCUACACAUAGUUCGUUAAAAAUAGUAAUAUUGACUAUUGUGAUUUUUUCAUACUAAUAUAAGUAACAUAUUAAAUAAAUUAUACAAAUAUUCCACAUUUUUUUUCCCCUGUUGACGCCCCUGGGUUUAGGCCAUCAAAAAUCAAAUACGAAUUGCCGCGCAUAUUUUAGAUAACAGAUUUUUGCUUGAUAACAACAAAAUGAUAACAAUAUUAUGGUGCCGUAAUAGCAUAUAGUUAUAACCUAACCUAACCUGUUAUAGUUUUUGAUGGGUAUGAAAAAAGUUCACAGAACACAAAAAAUGUAGAACGCCUCCAGCGCUCCGUUAAAACAUGUUCUAUGGAAAUAAUAUUUAAUGAAACAAUGUAGUGUACAGUUAACCAAGAGUUAUUUUUAGCAAAUGAAAAAAAUAAAACAAGAUUAAUUCACAUGUUAUCGAGCAAAUUUGAAAAAUCUAAUAUAACUGUGAAUCAAGCCUUACACGAUGCAAAUACUUUGAUCGUAAAUACUGCCAUUGAUUUAUCAAUGACUAAUGACAUAGUUGUAAUAGUAGGUGAAGAUAUUGAGUUUACCAUCAAAUUCAAAUGUGGUUGGGAAAUGAAAAAUCACCAAUAUAAUGGGACUGGCAUGUAAAAAAUGAUUUAUUAUUGCCAAUACCCUUGUUCUGUGAACUUUUUUCAUACCCAUCAAAAACUAUAACAGACUUUUCUCCGUAAUUUUGUUUAACAUAUGAUAUGUAGGAAUCACAAAUAGCACCAAAAGUUCGAUUUGAUGGCCAUAUAACUCGAUGCAAUAGGUACCCACCAUCAACGACACAAAUAUAAUUUGUUAAUUCCAUGUUUAUAACAGGUUUGAACAUUUUAUACAUUAAUGAUUUUUGACCUUUUUCUCAUCCCUAAUUCAUUAAAAAUUGAAAGAGGAUAUGGUGCUAACUCAUAUUUUAAAUAUUCCUUUAGUUCUUCAUCACUUUUUUUAGUGACCGAAAUACGUUGAAAUAAUAAUAGUGGAUCAAUAGGAGUUACUUCUCCAUUAACUUUAAUUGAGGAAAAAUGUGGUUGGGAAAUGAAAAAUCACCAAUAGAAUGGGGCUGGCAUGUAAAAAAUGAUUUAUUAUUGCCAAUACUCUUAAAAGGUCCUUUGAUUCCCGAAAGCUUGUUAAAUUUAAUUUCGUGUAACUGCACAAAAGGUUGCACUGCUAGUUGUGGACGCCGAAAACAAGGAUUAAAAUGAUCAAUGAUCUGCGGAUACUGUAAAGGAAAUUCUUGCCUUAAUGCGAUGGAAGCCGCAUUGACGAAGAUGAUAUUGAAUCAAUACCAGAUGAAGAUAACAACACCUCAAACAAAGAAACAGAGGAUAAAAACACCGCUAAUCAGGUGCAUUUCAGUGAUGAUCAACCUACCACUAGUGAUCAAAAACGAAUAAAAUUUCAAUAAAAUGAAGAGAUUAUUAUAUUAUAAAUAAAGUUUUGUUUAAAUUAAUAGUUUGUUAAGCAGUAGCCAGAAUUGUAAGGCAUACCUAUAUUAACCAAUAUUAAUUUUUAUUAUUAUAUACCUACCUAUAUAUUAUAUAAUAGUUAUUUUAUUUUUAGAUAGCAAUUAUAAAUUAUGUACUCGUAACAUUAUCAUUCAAACUCAUGUCAUGAUAAUUACAAAACAAUAAACUGUUCAUUUGUAAUAGUAUAAUACAAAGUAAAAACUGUGUUAAUCACGAUUACGGACAUCAUAAGACAGAAAUUAUAUGAUAUUUCAUGUGCGAUUAUCAAGCUGUUGUACAUCAUGUUGAGUCGACAUUCUCGGUCUAACAAUUAAUGUAAGUUAUCAUUGAACUUGACGAGUCAGUCUCAUAAGGGUAACACGUCAUGUCAGGAGAAAAUUACAGUGCGUAGUAUUUUACCUAAAUUAAAUAACAUGAAUAAUUACGAUGAAAUCAUGGAGGAUGUCAAUAUAGUUUCACUAGAUCCUAAUUAUGUGAAUGAGUUGAAUUUUAUUGAUGAUUCUAAGGAAGAAUUAGGUAAUGAAGAUGUUACUGAACAUAGUUAUAUUGUAGGGACAUAUCAUGACUAUAAACAAAUUAAUAUCAUUCCAGAACAAAAAUUUAAUGAUAUUUGUAACAGCAAUGGAAAAGAAAAAAGAAGACUGUUUACAGAUCAAAACAAACUGACUAGAGAACAAACAAAAAUAAAACGAAUGCUUGGACAAAAUUACACAGGAUAUCACAGGGAAGGAAAAUCAGUAUUCCAUAAUACUAUUCGUGAAAAAAGAACAUUAAAACCGGCUUGUACUUCAAUAUACUGUGCUAGUUCAAAGAACCGACACUGCAAUCGAUUCAAAGAGAACGAAAGACAAUCAAUGUUUGAUGACUUUUGGAAAUGUAGUUGGGAUGAGAAGAAAACAUAUUGUACUAAUUUGGUGUCAAAACAUAUAAAAAAACAAGAAACAUUAGCCGCUGGAGAAGCCAGUAGAAGAAACUUCUCUUACAUAUAUCAUUUGAAAUCUGGAGAUAUGAAAUUUGUUGUGUGUAAAACAAUGUUUCAAAAUACAUUAGGUCUUAACGAGUGGAUGGUAAAAAAUUGGCUGGAUUCUUCUAAUCAGGUUGGCGAGCUUUCUAUAAAAAAAAAUAAAAUUACUGGUUCUGUUGAAAUGGCAGUUGAUGAGCAUAGUAUGAAACAAAAUGACAGAGCCCAGAAAGAGCCUACUAAACAUACACUUGAAGAACACCAAGAUGAAAUUUCUCCUCAAAGGUCCAUUUCAAUGAGACAUGACCACUUAAAUUCUUGGUUCGACAGUUUAGCAAAGAUGCCCAGCCACUAUUGUAGGCAGAAAACUAACAAGAUUUACCUUGAAGGCCCCUUUAUUUCUAAAAUUAAUGUAUACUCUGCUUAUUUACAAAAAUGUGUUGAAGAUUCUGUUGAAAAUCCAUUGAGUAGAAGUAUUUUUUCUAUAAUUAUGGAAAAAAGAAACUUAUCAAUAUUUCAACCAAGAAAAUAUAUGAUAUACCAAGAUAUAUGUGACAAAUGUUCUAGUUAUGGAGUAAACCAGGUAAGUGAUGAUGAUUAUCAAGAGCAUAUGAAACAAAAAGACAGAGCCCAAGAAGAGCUUACUAAAGAUACACUUGAUGCCCAAGAAUAUAAAAAAAAUGUAUUCACCAUGAACUUGCAGGUAGUAAAACUAUGUCCAGUAUUAAACUCUAGUGCACUUUAUUAUAGCUCGAAAUUGAAAGUUCAUAAUUUUACUGUGUAUAAUUUAGCACCAGAACAUCAGUGUUCAAGCUAUUGGUUGGACGAAUCAGAGGGAAUGUUAGAAUCAUCUGUUUUUACAUCCCUUAUUAUUAAACAUCUAACACUAAAUUGCAUUAAAGAGUCGACAACCCAAAAUAAUAAUGACAUCAUACUUUAUUCUAAUGGAUGUGGGUACCAGAAUCGUAAUGUUGUCUUAUCAAACGCUUUACUCAAGUUUGCAAUUCAAAAUAAUAUUGUUAUCGAACAAAAAUUUUUAGUUGAAGGACAUACACAACUGCCUUGCGACAGUGUCCAUAGUGCUAUAGAAAGUGUUUUGAAAAAUAAAGAAAUUUAUUUACCUUCAGAUUAUGUAAAACUAACCAAAAUUGCACGCCAAAAACCAAAUCCUUAUGACUCAACUUUGAUGACACAUUCAGAUUUUCAAGACUAUAAAGACAUUGUGUUUUAUAAGUCUAUAAGACCAGGAAAAUCCAAAGGAGAUCCUGAAGUACGAGAUAUAAGAGCAAUAAAAUAUGACCCAACUACUCAAAAAAUAUAUUUUAAGUUAAAUUUUGAUGACCAGUAUCAAGAGAUUCCAAAGUAUCAUAAAGCUAAAAAAAAAGUUGAUAUCAAUAAAGAAGUAACAAGUUUAUACCAGAAUAGAAUGGUACUUUCAUUUUCAAAAUGGAGUGAUUUGCAGAAACUUAAAAUAGUUUUGCCUAGAGAUGUUCAUGAUUUCUAUGAUAAUUUACCACAUAAACAUGAGUUAAAGACAAAUCGUAAAUUUUCUAAAGAUUGACAACAACUUUCAUUUAUUUUGGCUGUAUUUAAUGUUAUAUUAUUUAUAAAAUGAUUCAUGAAUAAAGUUGAGUUUAUUUUGUAAUCAUAA